UGGUAAUGAGGUUCCUCACUUUCUCGCCGUCGUCGGCCCGAUCUGCUGCCCACCAGGAGGGACAGAACGACCAGAACCCACCAUGUCGGACCAGUCAGCAUUUGACACGGACGUAUGGACCUUGACCCGGUUCGUCAUCGAGACCGGCCGCCAGGCUAAGGGGGCGACCGGUGAGCUGACCCAGCUCAUUAACGCCAUUCUGACCGCCAUCAAAGCCAUUUCCUCUGCUGUACGCAAGGCAGGCCUUGCACACCUGCAGGGCUUGGCAGGCUCAGUGAACGUGACAGGGGACGAUGUGAAGAAGCUGGACGUGCUGUCUAACGACCUGGUCAUCAACAUGCUGCAGGCCUCCUACAGCACCUGCUGCAUGGUGUCUGAGGAGAACAAGGAGCUCAUCAUCACUCCCAAAGAUAAGAGGGGAAAGUACGUGGUCUGUUUUGACCCUCUGGAUGGCUCCAGUAACAUCGACUGUUUGGCUUCUAUCGGCACCAUAUUUGCCAUCUACAAACGGGUAACAGACGGGGAGCCCACUGACAAAGAUGCCCUGCAGCAAGGAAACAACAUUGUGUGUGCAGGCUACACUCUGUACGGCAGUGCCACCCUGGUGGCCCUCAGCACCGGCGCUGGCCUCAACUUCUUCAUGUUGGACCCUGCCAUCGGUGAGUUCAUCCUGACUGAGAGGAACGUGAAGAUUAAGCAGAAGGGGAAGAUCUACAGUUUAAACGAGGGCUACGCCAAGUACUUCCACCCCUCCAUCAACGAGUACCUCAAGCACAAGAAGUACCCAGAGGAUGGCAGCGCCCCCUACGGAGCGCGUUAUGUGGGCUCUAUGGUCUCAGAUAUUCACCGCACCAUCGCCUACGGAGGGAUCUUCAUGUACCCCGCCAACGAGAAGAGCCCCAAAGGAAAGCUGCGGUUGUUGUACGAGUGCAACCCCAUUGCUUUCCUCAUCGAGCAGGCGGGAGGCCUCGCCACCACCGGCACUCAGAGGAUACUGGACGUUCAGCCUGAAGCGCUCCACCAGCGGGUGCCCUUUGUGGUCGGCUCCCCUGAUGACGUCAACGAGUACCUGUCCUUCGUCAAGAAGUACCAGUAAAGCUGCGACAGUUUAUUUUAGGAUUAGGAUUAUUUCUGUUAUUUCUAUGAAAGAGAGGCAGAAAGGACAGACGGAGAAAAAACGCCAAGAAAGUUAUUUUUGGAUGUCAAUGCGUGUGUUCCUGAGAUCAGAAGAUAUUUUGUCAUUUUUCUGUAAAUGUAUGAGUUGUCAAAUCUUUUGGUCAUAAAUCACUAAGUAAACUUAAUAUAAAAUUAAUUCCUCAUUUAAAUAAUUCAAUCAAAACCAGAUUAUUUUUCCAUUAUUAUAUCAUUAUUAUAAUUGGGCAUACAUUUUAAUAUCAUAACACGGAUAACAUGGAGUUCAGCUUGUCCUCGCACAUCUUUUAGAACAAAAUUUCAUGUACCUCUAAAUUAAAAAUUCAAGUUACAGCAACAUGAUAACGAUUUAUUAACACAGCUAAAUGUUUCUAAAUGACCUGAAUCACAGCAUUUAUUCUUGGUUUGCACAAUAUGUCCUAUAUAAAUAUUUACCAUAACAAGAAAGAGGAAGAAUCUGUUUCUUAUUCACUAAUGAUGUAUUUUUGAAUCUUACUGACUCUGGGAAGAGCUGCACUGAGAUUCUCAUUUCGAGCUGCUGAUAAAGGUUGUUACUCUUUUACCUGCAGUUUCUCAGCCAAUGCACAAUAAAAAUAAACUGAAUUUAAUCUACAUAUUUUCAUAUAUUAUUCAAUCUUUUUAAGAACCAGUGGAAAUAGUUAUAUAUUCAAUAUAUCCUGAUUGUGAAUCUAACAAGUUUUUUGUGACAAAUUACAAUCAAAGCAUCUCUACAUGAAACUCUGUCUGGCUCUUGAGGAAAUGUUGGAAAAAAAGAGUGUUAAUGAAUGAAUAAUGAACUGCUGUUAUUGGAUCAAUAGUUAUUUCUAUUUAUAUGGUGCCACAAGAGGAUUAGGUUUAUUGCCAUGUAGGAUUUCCUCUGUUGGCCAAAUUAUCCGUAGCUCAGAUCAGAUCAAAUCUGUUUAUUUUGGUAGAAAGUAAAGGAAACUGUCAUUCCA
Messenger RNA from Morone saxatilis (striped sea-bass), 2108 nucleotides. It is a transcript of the gene fbp2, whose product is annotated as fructose-1,6-bisphosphatase 2. Lineage: Eukaryota; Metazoa; Chordata; Actinopteri; Moronidae. The record is from RefSeq and is a predicted model, not a curated record. Bases 83 to 1096 code for a protein of 337 amino acids. Gene Ontology annotation, molecular function: fructose 1,6-bisphosphate 1-phosphatase activity. The transcript has 7 exons. Gene Ontology annotation, biological process: fructose 6-phosphate metabolic process; fructose 1,6-bisphosphate metabolic process; gluconeogenesis. Gene Ontology annotation, cellular component: cytosol; cytoplasm.